AUGGAUUUUAGUUGUCCAAUCAUCUUCCUCGUCUUACUUUUUUUUGUCCUUGUUUCUUUUGUUUGUCCUAUUUAUUCUUCAGAAAUAAGCAAACAUCAAUUGGUCAAUCAAACUACUCAAUCCAAGGAAGAGUUUUACAAGUUGAAGAAGGCAAUAAAAACUCAUCUGCAACAAAUCAAUAAGCCUGGAGUUAAGACAAUUCAAAGUCCGGAUGGUGAUAUCAUAGAUUGUGUUUUGACUCAUGAACAACCAGCUUUUGAUCAUCCUUUAUUGAAAGGACAAAAACCAUUAGAUCCUCCAGAAAUACCUAUAGAUGAUCAUAAUCAAAUGAAUAAUUUUAGUGACAUCUUUCAAUCGUGGACCUUAUCUGGUGAAUCAUGUCCUGACGGAACAAUUCCAAUUAUAAGAACUAAAGAACAAGACAUUUUAAGAGCCGGCUCAAUUAGUCGAUUCGGAAAAAAAUUCGUCAAUGAUGAUAGACACGAUCAUGCAAUUGGGUUUGUGAAUGGGAAUUUCUAUGGAGCAAGGGCUUCCUUAAACGUGUGGACACCAAAAGUGGAAAAUCAAGGAGAAUUCAGCUUGGCUCAAAUAUGGGUCCUCUCUGAUGAUCGAAAUGUUGAAAACACCCUUGAAGCUGGUUGGCAGGUCUUUCCACAUCAUUACGGGGACAACCGACCAAGAUUGUUUACUUAUUGGACGGCUGAUGGAUAUCGAAGUACUGGAUGCUUCAAUUUAAAUUGUCCAUGCUUUGUUCAAGUCAACAAAAAAAUUGUACUUGGAGGUUCAAUUGCUCCAACUUCUACAUAUAAUGGAAAGCAAUUUGAGAUUAAAUUAACGAUCUGGAAGGAUCCAAAAAGUGGGAAUUGGUGGCUUGGAUUUGGAUCUAUUGUAGUUGGGUACUGGCCAACUUCUAUGUUUCAACAAUUAAAGGGUACUGCACAUGCAGUUCAGUUUGGUGGAGAAGUAACUAAUUUUAAACCAAGAGGAUCUCAUACUUCAACUCAAAUGGGUAGUGGACAUUUUGUUGAAGAGGGUUGGGGAAAAGCUGCAUAUAUUAGGAAUUUGGUAGUUGUAAAUACUGAUCACUUAUUCCAUUCAUUGACAGAACAACCUAAAUUUUUUGUACAACGACCAAAUUGUUAUAAUAUAAAAGGAGGGAAUAAUAAGGAUGUUGGGGGACAAUUCAUUUUAUAUGGUGGACCUGGUAGGAAUAAGAACUGUCCUUGA
This is a messenger RNA of Trifolium pratense (red clover), 1227 nucleotides long. RefSeq lists its product as uncharacterized. The record is from RefSeq and is a predicted model, not a curated record. Bases 1 to 1227 code for a protein of 408 amino acids. NCBI's taxonomy places the organism in Eukaryota, Viridiplantae, Streptophyta, Magnoliopsida, Fabales, Fabaceae. The transcript has 7 exons.